This is a messenger RNA of Cladophialophora immunda, 1428 nucleotides long. RefSeq lists its product as uncharacterized. Gene Ontology annotation, cellular component: cytosol. The record is from RefSeq and is a predicted model, not a curated record. Gene Ontology annotation, biological process: regulation of dephosphorylation; regulation of signal transduction. NCBI's taxonomy places the organism in Eukaryota, Fungi, Ascomycota, Eurotiomycetes, Chaetothyriales, Herpotrichiellaceae. The coding region runs from base 210 to 1274 and encodes 354 amino acids. The transcript has 3 exons. Gene Ontology annotation, molecular function: protein phosphatase 2A binding.
AGCAACCCCUUCACGACGGGCGACGAUGACUGGGAGUAUCUAAUGCGGCAAGACGUGGUUGGAGUGUGAAGAGAAGGUUCUAGUAACUCACCAAGGCACCACCACGCGAAUUCCCACCACAAGACGCUCCGUCCGACCGGAGAAAGAGCAGCACAACCAAGCAGCACUUGCAAUUCACAAGCCAUCGAAGCGAACAAGACCAGGGCAUCAUGGACACGCCUGAACCAUCCUUGAAGGCACUGUUCAACCAAGCAAAGAAACAGCAAGAGGGUUUGGAUAGCCUCGACCCUCGAAGCGCAGCCUUCAAGCACGCACUCCAAUCCAUCAUCGACAACCUCGAACAAUGUCGCAGGUUGAUCCAAGACCUCUCUUUGUUCAGCACGAAUGAAGAAGUUGAAGACAUCUCUACGCAAGAUCUACAAUACCUGACGGUGGACUGUCUACUGGCAGAAGCCAAGAUCAGAGGGUACGGUGACAACAGGCAGUCAUCAUUGCAGGAUGCGGCGGGAUUAUUCGAACAGUUUUUGACCCGACUAGAUCAAUAUGGUCUACUAGGGGCAUCGGAUCGGGAACUCUACGAACGCUACCUCGAACAACGCAGUUCAUUCCGGAUAGUCUCCUCCAACAGCCCCGAGGAGAAACGUAGGAUUAAGAUUUCUCGCUUCCAGGAAGAAAAAUCUUUGAAGCAGAGACUCCAGUAUCUGAGAGACGAAUCGAACAAAUCAAAUGUCGACGACGAGACUAUUCGGAGCCUGUAUCUAGCCGAAAUCGCUUUCUUAGUCAACAAGGCGUUCUCCUCUCUGGACAUGAUAACACAGGAAUUGGAGAUUUUGUCUCAAAUGCGGCACGCUGAGCCAGCCAGGCAAGGGUCACCACCUUCAGACCAGAGAGUUCCGGGGAGACCAGAUUCUUAUUCGGAACGUUUAGAUGGUCCCGCCACAAUGGCAGGCCUGGGAAAGAGAGGAGGGCCUUUACUGAGCACAAGUGGAAAACCUCUCCAGCCAUUCACCAUAACAGACAAGAGGACCCAAUUGCGCCAGGGCGUAUUUAGGCCAGGCCACAACCUCCCAACAAUGAGCAUCGACGAGUACCUCGAGGAAGAGCGGCGGAGAGGUGGCAUUAUCGACGGUGGAGGAAACGCCAAUGCGCCUCAGCCCGAGCCCGAUGAGGAUAAUAUGGAGCAAGUUGACGCUGCCACGAUGAAGGCACGAGAGUGGGACGAAUUUGUUGAGGCCAAUCCGAAAGGAGCUGGAAACACGUUGAACCGGGGAUAAUUUGACUGGCUUCAAUGCUCCUAUUCGGUAUUUGCCGUAGACCGGAUUCUGGGGCCGGUAAAUCAUAGUUUCAAUUCCAGCUCUUCCAUGUGUCGCUCAUCACUCAAAGCAGAAGCAGUGGUGCGCAGCGAAUGAGCCCAGAUCUGUUCCUGAA